Messenger RNA from Cinara cedri, 1999 nucleotides. Lineage: Eukaryota; Metazoa; Arthropoda; Insecta; Hemiptera; Aphididae. The record is from the annotation of a GenBank genome assembly.
CUGUGACAGCGGCGAGCGCGCGUAGUCCAUUCGGUCGCCGGUCCCCGUACGCGCGUCAGCGUUCUGGGAUCUGUUUUCGGUACCGGCGGCGGGUCGGUUCAAAAUUACCGCGCCGUGUUCCGUCGCAAUAUGCGUGCGGACGCGUCAUUAUCCCGCGGGCUCCUCGUUAGACGAUUCUACUCGUCCGGUUUUCAAACUGACGGAACUGAUCGGAUAUUUAAAAUUGUCCGAGCAACAUCGAAACCCGUCGGAUCGCUAAUCCCGGUAGAAUCAAACACGUCCAACGUGGAGCACACGGAUUGUGUUGCUGUUGUCAAUGUUAUCAAUUUCAAAUCGCUUCGUCUUGGGGCCUCCGGCCAUCUCCGCUCACUCGUUCAUGUCGAAACUUACUCGGAAGUAACCCUCGAUUUAUUAUGCAAAAUCACGUAGCGUAGAUUUCGGGAGAAAAAUUCGAAACAAUUUAAUAAUUAUUCUAUGAUCGUCGGCGUAGAACCCGAAAACUAUGGUCAGUGUAAAUAUAAAUAUAUUAGGUAUCGAUGUCUUCUCCUUCUCAUUUGCCUUUAUCCCAACUAUUUGGAGUUGGCCACCCUCGUGACUUUGCGAUACAAUACGACAUUUCCGCGCUCCCGCGAUUGCAAUGGACUAAUUGCCAACGGGGAAUGCUUCUUAAAUACUGAAAUGGAUGCCAGAAUACCUAUAUGCAUUUUUUUUUUCUUUUCUGAUCGUGCGAAGGUUUCCCCGUUUUAACGUAUACGUCGGGUCGCCGAUAUUAUCGUCUCGUGAAAGAAAUCCGUCUCUCCGACCACGGUCUUAGAAGAUAUGAUCGCGAUACUUGGCUAUCAAACAUUCAAACACGACCGUCUAGAAAGACAGUUGUAGUACCUAUUUUAUCUGAUAUUUCAAUAUAACGCGACGUACGUGACUUUGACGUUUAUAAACAUAAAAGAUAAUUAAAUCGAUAAAUUCAAAAAAAAUGUAUAUAUAUUUAUAUAGGUACCCGUUAAUUUUCAAUAUUUUUAAACAAUCCCGUGAAGUUCGGUUUGAUGAGGCGCCCUCUGAGAAAAAGGUAAAAAGAUUAACUUGCCUCUCUAAACGACUUGCAAAUUAAUACAGAGGAGAUAGCCAGAGCUAUUAUUUUCUAAGACCUUGAUCUCGACGAUAAUAAAGUAAUGUGCUGCGCGGUUGAAUAGUAUGCAUAUAAUUUAUAGGCAAGUUAUAAUUCGCAUCGUCACUGUUGCAAAGUAUUUGUGUUUAAAUACUUUUUUUUUUUGAUAUUGAAUACUAAAAUUAUUUAUUGGGUCCUUUUUUUGCUUGAUAAACCUCCCUAUAGAAAAUCAAUACACAUAGUAUGUAAAGGUACAAAACCACUACCAUUCUGUAUAAAUGGUAACGGUUAAUAAUUAUUCUCAUAUGAAAUGGGAUAUUUUUACGGCUUCCUAAAAGCGGUUAAGUUCGAAAUUGCAAUUUUUCAGAAACACGAAACCAAAGUUUUUUCUCAUUUCAAAGUUACAACGCUUAAAUUAUAAAACGCUAAACGAAAAUAAUCAAAAAAAUAUUAAACUUGAAUUAUAUCCCUAAUAAUGUACGUAUACUAUAUAGAUGUGAAUAUAUAAAAAAAAAAAACAUUUUAGUCUAUUAAAACUUAACACAAAGUAGAUAUCAUAUUUUUGCUGGAUAUCUUAUUAUGUUCAUUCCCGCGAUAUUGCACAUAACAAUGAUAUCAGAUAACCAUUUAAACCAAUUAGUUAUGGAUUAAAAUUUGAAUUUUACGAUGACACGACCCCAUUCCCGGAAAAAUGAACUUAACCACUUUUAUCCAAAGGUCUUCGAUAUCACGUUGAUUGAUAAACUUCAAAUUAUAUAUUAACCGGUCUAAUAAUACAGUGUAUGACUUAAACAAAAAACUAUAAAAUUACUAUAGUACCUGUAAUAAGUUCAAGUACGUGUUGACUAGACAGAAAAAAAAAAUUGUGUAUUGAAAAUCAACGUAAUUUCUCUU